GGCGCCGCCCAGGGCGCCGCCGAGGGCGCGCGCUUGCAGACCAGUGAUACGUGGGCCACGUGGGACGAGGAUCUGGACGUGGAGAUUGUGCCAGCUGCAGGGUCAGACGGAGGAGACACGCAGCCUGAUCGGCAGCCCAACUACGGCGAGCUAGGAUGGCGCUCGCCGUCUCAGGCAGGCACGCAAACAGUCGCAGAUAAGGAGUCGCCGCACGACAUCCCAGCAGAGCAGCCGAACCACGCGAGCCAGGCUGAUGCGCCAGUCGGGGCCCAAGUUGCGGCGCCAGCGGCGGCGGCACCGCCCUCCGCCUGUGAGGCGCCGCCCCCCGCUGGCGAGGCACCGCCUGGCGCCAUCGCAGGGCCGCCCCAGGAGAUGCUGCCCCCAGCGGAGGCAGCGAACGCCCCGCCAUCGCUGAUGUCGCUGAUCAAGUCGCUACAGGGCCAGGUGCUCGAGCAGGCGGAGCAGAACAAGAUGCUCAAUCUGAAGCUCAGGGCGGCCGAGGCGGCCAAGGCACUCAAGAUCAACCCGCAUAUGCAUCCACCAGUGCCGACCGAGGAGCAACCAGAGCAGAGGCAGCAACCAGAUGGAGGGCAGCAACCAGAGCAGGGGCAUGUCAUCGACGUCGAGGAGUCACUGCCCAGCAGUGGGGAUGGAGACGAGGAGAUGACGCAGGCGCUGAAGGAGUCGGAGGAGGCCGCCCGUAUUGCCAAGGAAAAGGAGGACGAGGACAACCAGCAGUUGGAGGAGGCGAUGCAGAGAUCGAGGGAGGAGGCCCAUCGACGUGGCAUCAGCGUCAGUCCCGAGAGGGCCCCGAACUCGCCAGGCAAGGCGAGCACUUGGCAGGACCAGCAAGCGGCUAGCGGUCAGCCUGUGCCGACAGAGAUGCCUGUGCCGACAGCGCAGCCUGCCUCGGCAGCGCAGCCUGUGCCGACAGCGCUGCCUGUGCCGACAACGCAGCCUGUGCCGACAGUGCUGGCUCCUGCAGGAGGCGCGGCCGCGCAGGCAGACUUGGAGACACCGCCGAAGAGCAAGCGCCGCCGCAUGCUCACCGACGUCAUCCUGAGCUCCGAGGUGAACUUCCAGAACAUCCUCAAGAAGGCAGAGAAGCCCGAGCUCCUGGACGUCGAGCUGCACGACCAUCUUAUGGCCAUCUUCCAGGGCAAGCACGUCAAAGAGCGGCACAGCAUGAAGGGCAUAACGCCUCAAAGCAUGCUUCCCGAGGCAGUAGCGGGUGCAGAGAACGCGUUUGGCGAAGUUCAGGGCCCCGACGAGGACGGCAUCGACCCUACGAGCCUCGAGGAGAAGCAGAAGAAGGAGUACGCUGUAUGGCAGGCAGCGAGGGCCAAGGACUUCAGGUUCGCGGCGAACGGCAAGGAGGGCAAUGUCCUGGCGGGCAGGUUCGAUCGCUACAAGAGCAGUCACCCAGACUGUAAGAAGGCUUACGAAGCGCUCAGGAUCGACGGGAGACCCAACAUCCAAGCCCAGGAAGACUUCAGGAGGGAGUGGGCGAUGAAAAAGUUCGAGAACUACAAGUUG
Messenger RNA from Prorocentrum cordatum, 1536 nucleotides. The record is from the annotation of a GenBank genome assembly. Lineage: Eukaryota; Dinophyceae; Prorocentrales; Prorocentraceae.